AUGCGAACUGGGUCUACAACACCACCAACAUCUUACAUCGAGCGAGUCCAAAACAAAUAUCUGUUUCAACAAUACUCAAUAAAGAAAAGAGAAAUAGAUAAAAGAAACCCUGGCCAAAAUAACGAACGUUUGCUCUACCAUGGCACCGACUUUGAAGCCAUUAAAGAAAUUAAUAAGUUUGGAUUUAACAGAAGCUACUGUGGCAAAAAUGACUUAGAUGGCCUCCACAGACUCUGCCUAGCUCGAGUUCUUGUCGGGAAAUCAAUUGAAACCUCUAAAGAAGUAAAAUACCUUCCAAAACGACCAGACUGUGAUGCGCUGUACGACUCUGGGAAAAACUCGAGUGAGAGCAUAUAUGUCAUUUUUAAUGAUAUUCAAGCUUAUCCUGAAUAUAUGUUAACUUUUAGUUUACCGAAGAAAAUGUAG
Messenger RNA from Physella acuta, 426 nucleotides. Its product is annotated as protein mono-ADP-ribosyltransferase PARP15-like. Gene Ontology annotation, biological process: protein poly-ADP-ribosylation; negative regulation of gene expression. The record is from RefSeq and is a predicted model, not a curated record. Gene Ontology annotation, cellular component: nucleus; cytoplasm. Gene Ontology annotation, molecular function: NAD+ poly-ADP-ribosyltransferase activity; transcription corepressor activity. NCBI's taxonomy places the organism in Eukaryota, Metazoa, Mollusca, Gastropoda, Physidae.